UAGAGAGAGAAAAAAAAUAUGCCCGCCGGUCACCGCAGCGAUCGGAGUUUCCCCAACAGCGUUAUCCGCCCUUGCUUCUCAGCCUAAGAUUUCAAAGCCCUAGCACCACUUCGACGCCGUGCCGCAACAGGAUCCAUGCACCUCUCAUUUUACAAAGAAGUAAUCCGUGUGCAAUCUAUUUGAGGUGCAGGAGCAGAAGCUGUAGCAACAGCUAACUGCUGAAAAUAAAAACAUUCAUGUUCCCCUCUUUGUUCCGCCUGGCUUCCCCAUUCGAACCCAGGCUCCAAAAUCACAUCCGCCGCCUCGCAACCAAAGCCAACGCUGCAGUACUACCAAGAACCGUUGACGAACAAUUAUCCAUCAGCAAAAUGGCCCAGUCAGGCAAGAAAGCUUUCGGGACGAGCCCCAUCCCGCCCGCAAACAUGGCCUCCCUCAAGCUUCACAGCGCCGAGAUGGUCAACCACAACACGAAGCGCCUGCGCUUCGAGUUCCCUGACAGCGAGGCCACCAGCGGAUUGGCUCUCACCCAGGCAACACUGGCGCUUGCCUUUCCAAACGGCGGCUGGAUCCCUGCCCCGAGGCCGUAUACUCCUAUCAGCACUCCCUCUCAAAAGGGCUUCAUCGAAUACCUGGUCAAGCUCUACCCCAACGGCAAGGGCUCCGGGACCCUGCACUCCCUGCAGCCUGGUCAGUCGAUGCGGUUCAUGCCCAUCCCCGUGGGCAUGUACCGGCACAACGCCGAGAAGCACAACCAGGUGGCCAUGAUCGCCGGCGGCGCCGGCAUCACGCCCAUGUACACCUUUGCACGCUCCCUGCUCGCGGACCCGGCCGACCGCACCAAGAUCACGCUGGUCUGGGGCGUCAACGAGACCCGCGACCUCUUCCUCAAGGACGAGUUUCUGCAGAUGGAGAAGGACCACCCGGAUCGGUUCCGCAGCGUCUUUGCCAUCUCAAAGACGGACGCAGAGGUACCCGAGGGUUACAAGAAGGGAUACAUCACCCCCGAGAUGCUCAAGGAUGUUGGCGUGCAAAAGGUCGACGGGCUCAAGGUCCUGGUCUGCGGCCCCCCGCCGUUUGAGAAUGCUUUGCUCAAGGGCAAGGAGGGUGGUGUGUUGGGCUCUUUGGGGUUCAAGAAGGCGGAUAUUCACCAGUUCUAGACUCUUUUCAAACUGUCAACAUUGGCAAAACUUGUAACUUUAUACCCCCCACACACCCGACUAUUCUAAUAAAUUUCUUUGUCUGAAACGCCCUGGUUGAAUAUCGUGAUUUUGGGUGCUCAUGGACGAAACUUACUCGAA
Pyricularia grisea is the source of this 1298-nucleotide messenger RNA. RefSeq lists its product as uncharacterized. Bases 237 to 1157 code for a protein of 306 amino acids. Gene Ontology annotation, molecular function: cytochrome-b5 reductase activity, acting on NAD(P)H. The record is from RefSeq and is a predicted model, not a curated record. The transcript is spliced from 3 exons. Gene Ontology annotation, biological process: ergosterol biosynthetic process. Lineage: Eukaryota; Fungi; Ascomycota; Sordariomycetes; Magnaporthales; Pyriculariaceae.